This is a messenger RNA of Alligator sinensis (Chinese alligator), 1201 nucleotides long. RefSeq names its product homeobox protein GBX-2. The transcript has 4 exons. The record is from RefSeq and is a predicted model, not a curated record. Gene Ontology annotation, biological process: regulation of nervous system development; regulation of transcription by RNA polymerase II. Bases 1 to 873 code for a protein of 290 amino acids. Gene Ontology annotation, molecular function: DNA-binding transcription factor activity, RNA polymerase II-specific; RNA polymerase II transcription regulatory region sequence-specific DNA binding. Gene Ontology annotation, cellular component: nucleus. Lineage: Eukaryota; Metazoa; Chordata; Crocodylia; Alligatoridae.
AUGGGAUCAUCCCACAAGAUUGAGGGAAGGAACCAGUACUGGGGAGAACAGCCCGUCUUCUUGCCUUUACAUGAGGAAAGAAUAAAGGUGACUUUAUACUGGUACAAUUACCCUGCUUCUAAAUACCAGAAUAAAGUCACUUUUACUUGGGAAUUAAAUGCUCACAUGGGAAGUCAUUCAAGCAAAGCUACAGAGGCGGCCAGGAAGUUCGGGGGGGGCCCAGCGCUGCAGGGCGGCUUUGACAAAGGCGACGGGGGGCCGCCGGACGGCGAGGACGGGAAGCCCUUCCUGGGCAAGGACGGCGCCCUGCUCGCCUUCUCCGCCGCGGACGCCGUGCAGGCGUCGCUCGUGGGGGCUGUCCGGGCGCAAGGGCAAGAGGACUCGAAAGCGGAGGACGACCCGAAAGGCAAGGAGGAAAGUUUCUCCAUGGACAGCGAUCUCGAUUACAGCUCGGACGACAACAUCACCAGCCAGGCGGCUCACAAAGAAGAGGACUCUGGCAACGCGCUGGAAGAGAACCCCCAGAGCACAAACUCCUCCAACAACACCACGUCCACGGGCAAAAACAGGAGGAGGAGAACAGCCUUUACUAGCGAGCAGCUGCUGGAGUUGGAAAAGGAAUUUCAUUGCAAAAAGUACCUGUCUCUGACAGAGAGAUCUCAGAUCGCCCAUGCCCUCAAACUCAGUGAAGUGCAGGUCAAAAUCUGGUUCCAGAACAGAAGAGCCAAGUGGAAAAGGGUGAAAGCAGGUAACGCCAACUCCAAGACAGGAGAGCCCUCCAGAAACCCCAAGAUCGUGGUACCCAUUCCCGUCCAUGUCAGCAGAUUUGCCAUCAGAAGUCAGCAUCAGCAACUAGAACAAGCCAGACCCUAAUCCGCUUCCCUCUCCCCCCCACCCCUCUCAGAUCCAAAAGUUUUGGAUCAAAAGCUUUGAAAUUGGGUUUAAACAGUAAACCACACAAAAAAAAGACUUUGAUAUGAAACUUGCCACAUAUCGAGCAAAGCGAAAAUUUAUUAAUAAAGAGGUUUUAAAGCUGUGUUUUGGUUCCCAGCGGGAGUACCAGGCCCUUGAAGAGAGACACAACAAAUAUUUAUUAUACUGUCCUACUUUGUACAUACAGUGCUGGAUCUCGGCUGCAGUAUUUGGACUGUGAUGGGACAAAUGACUAGGCACACCAAGUCUUUACAUUCCCGAAGAAAAC